AUGAAUGAUCUAAUGACAAGAUCGUUCUUAAGUUAUGUGGAACUGAAGAAACAAGCCCAGAAGGACCUUAAAGCCGAACUUGACAUUGAAUCAGGCCAAGCAAACCCCGCAGAUGAACCAAACCUCUCUCAGUUCUUCCAAGAAGUCAAUGGAAUUAAGACCGAAAUGGAAGAGAUUACCAAUCUCUUGUUUGAUCUUCAAACCCUUAAUGAAGAGUCAAAAUCCACUCACAGUGCCAAAGUUCUUCGUGGCAUAAGAGACCGAAUGGAAUCAGACAUGGUUGCAGUUCUUAGAAAGGCCAAGGCUGUGAAGUCAAGACUAGAAUCACUUGACAGAUCCAAUAUAUCGAAUCGCAAAGUAUCAGAAUUGUACAAAGAAGGGAGUCCCGUUGAUAGGACAAGGAUAUCAGUCGCCAAUGGCUUGAGAGUUAGACUUAGGGAGAUCAUGAAUGAAUUUCAGAUCCUGAGAGAGAAGAUUUUAUCAGAUUACAAAGAUGAUCUGAAAAGAAGAUACUACACUGCGACCGGAGAGGAACCAAGUGAAGAAGUGAUCGAAAAGAUGAUUUCAGGAGGUUGGGGAGUUCAGAUAUUUGAAGGGAAAGGAGUGGUGGACUUGAAGAGUAAAGAGAGGCAGGAGGCUGUGAUGGACCUACAGAGAAGCAUGAAAAGGCUGCAUCAGGUGUUUCUUGACAUGGCUGUUCUUAUUGAAACACAGGGAGAGAAGAUGAAUGAUAUUGAAGAGAAUUUGGCCAAAGCAGGUGGUUUUGUAAGUGGUGGAACUAACAGUCUUUACUAUGCCAAUCAGAUGAAGAAGAAGAGGAAGACAUGGUGUUUAUGGGUUUUCGCUGUGAUGGUGAUCAUAAUUUUGGUUUGCAUUAUAUCAACAUGGGCUUCUUGA
Molecule: messenger RNA, 897 nt
Organism: Dovyalis caffra
Lineage: Eukaryota; Viridiplantae; Streptophyta; Magnoliopsida; Malpighiales; Salicaceae
Source: the annotation of a GenBank genome assembly